AUGGCUUCAAACACGGGCAAGCGCAUCGCCUUCACCGGCGGGUCUGGCAAGGCGGGCCGACACUGCAUCCCGUAUCUACUCAGCCAAGGACAUCAGGUCUUGAACCUUGACCUUGCUGACUUCCCCAAAGAACACAUCCCCGAAGGAAAGACCGUCUACACCAUGAAGACCGACUUGACCGAUGGGGCGCAAACGUUCAAUGCACUCUCAAGUUUAUUCUCGAUGGACGAGUACUCGCUACCGAAGCAUCCCGGUCCGCCUGAUGCCGUGGUUCACUUUGCGGCAUAUGCGCGGAACAUGAUCGUGCCGGAUAGUGAGACGUUCAGAGCGAAUGUGAUGAGCACCUAUAACGUCAUCGAAUCUGCGUGCAAGCUCGGAAUCAAGAAGGUCGUCAUUGCAAGCUCGGAAACCACGUAUGGUGUUUGCUUCAGUCAAGGCGACACCGACUAUGAUUCCUUCCCGCUUGACGAGGAUACCUACGACAGAAACCCAAUGGACACAUACGCCUGCUCCAAGCUCGCAGGUGAACGCAUCGCCCGCUCAUUCUCUCGCCGGUUCAACAACGACAUCUAUGCUCUGGUGAUUGGCAAUGUCAUUGAGCCGCAUGAAUACGCACGAGACUUUGCUCGCCACGUCGGCUCACCUGAGACACGGAAGCGAAAUGCGUGGUCGUAUAUCGAUGCUCGAGACCUGGGUCAGAUUUGCGAUCUGUGUGUGAAAAAAGAUGGUCUUGGUUUUCAGGUAUUCAACGCGACCAACAAUACCAUCACCACAGCGGUUCCCACCAACGAAUUCUUGAAGAAGCAGUAUCCCAACACACCAAUCACGAGGGAGAUGGGAGAAUGGGAGGCACCUCUCUCGAACAAGAAGAUCAGAGACGUCCUCGGCUUUAAGGAUGUACACGACUGGAGGAAAUAUUACACUCACAAAGGUUGA
Molecule: messenger RNA, 936 nt
Organism: Cyphellophora europaea CBS 101466
Lineage: Eukaryota; Fungi; Ascomycota; Eurotiomycetes; Chaetothyriales; Cyphellophoraceae
Exons: 1
Coding region: 1-936 (311 amino acids)
Source: RefSeq, a predicted model, not a curated record